This is a messenger RNA of Paramecium octaurelia, 2921 nucleotides long. Lineage: Eukaryota; Ciliophora; Oligohymenophorea; Peniculida; Parameciidae. The record is from the annotation of a GenBank genome assembly.
AUGUCUGUGUACGAAGAACCGCUUUCAAGCCCUAACAUGGCAAGCUCUAUUGUGUACAUGAGUAAAAUUUGACAGUAUCAUUCAAGAUGAUGAAUUCUUAAAUAACUUUAAGAUGAAACAAUCGCAACUCACAAUGCUAGAUAAAAUAAAGCUCUCCCGAGAAGUUAGUGAAUAGAGCAUUCUCUCUUAAGAUUCGGAUGAAUUUGAAGCCAAAUAAGGAUUUAAAAACAAGGUCUGGAAGGAUAGAGCCUUGAACAUUAUAGUUCUUGUCGCUCGAUUUGUUACUUAUCUAUUGACUAAUUCGGAUAAAUUUAAAUUACGUUAUUUAGACCACAGGCAAUUCAAAGUUAUUGGAGAUUAAGCUUCUGAUUUUAACUUUUAUUUAACACAAAAAUUAAUUAGAGGCAAGACUAAGAAAGGUUCAAUAGUAAAUUAUCUAAUUAUUCUAAGGAAUUAAUAUAGACAAAAAUUAAAUAGUACCUCGGCUUUUUUCAGGUUUUUUCAUCAAUUAUUAAACCAAUAAAACCUGAUAAUUCAUAUAAGCUUUAUUGGGAUGUUUUAGUCUUUUUCAUACUUCUAAUAAACAUCCUCUAUAUACCUCUUAAGAUUUCAUUUGAAAUAAGUGUGGUUGAUGGAGCAAAUUUAUUUUUAGACACCUUGCCUUAAUAUGUCUUUGUAUUUGAAAUAAUGCUAAAUUUUAAUGUGGCCUAUUACUCAAGAGGAGUGUUAGUAUUGAAUCGAGGAUAGAUUUUCAAACACUAUUUGAAAGGCAAAUUUGCUCUUGAUUUUAUAGUUCUCAUACCGUUUAUGAUCGGUCGAUCUAAUGUUCCAUAUAUAGAAUUUGUGUUGCUAUUUAGAGUGUCCAGAGUACUUAAUUGUAUUAUCCUUUAAGGUUAUGUAUAUUUUCGAAAACAUUGUUGAAACUAUGAAUCUCAGAGUAAAUUUUGCAUCCGCUGUUGAUAUAAUCUCAUUGAUGUCAACUUUCUUGUUUGCAUCACACAUUAUAGCUUGUAUUUGGCAUUUCAUAGCAAUCUAAGAAUCAUCCUUUGAAGAAAACACAUGGAUUCAAAGAGCAAAUUUGGUCGAGGAUAAUUGGUAGGCCAGAUACAUUACAAGUUUUUAUUGGGCUUGUAUAACAACAUUGACCAUUGGUUAUGGAGAUAUUAUACCAGUAUGAGUCUCAUAAUUAUCGAAUAGGUUACUCAAUACGAGAAGAUAUUUGUAAUUUUUGUAACUCUUUUAAGUUCAAUUAUAUUUGGAUACACAAUUUCAAGUAUUGGGUCUAUUUUUGCUUAAAUGAGUGAGAAUAAAAAUUAUUUGAGAGAUAGAAUGACAGUGAUUGAUUCUUUUCUUAAGAAAAGAGGAUUGAAUAAGGAUUUGUAAGUGAAAGUAAAGAAGUUCUUUGAAUAUUUUUUGAAACAAGAAAGAGAUUAAGAAUCAGAAUGUGAAAAACUGAUGUAUCAUUUAUCUGGAAGCCUAAAUAAGGAAGUAAAGAUUGAUUUUUACAAAAAUAUGUUAUGUGCUUCUAAAUUAAUCAGGCAAAACUUUUCUGCUCAAUUCAUUGAAAAGUUGUGCAUUCUAGUUAAAGAAUAAUCAUUCGUGCCAGAAGAAAUUAUCUCUGUUAAAGGGUAAUUACAAAUUAAUGAUUAGAUAAAAAGUUGACAAGAUUUACUUCAUACUCAAAGGAGAAGUAGAAGCCUAUAUAAGUAACAAUAAAACCAUUAAAAUCUAUUCGAGAAAUUAAGCUAUUGAUGAAAAGUCAUUCAUUUCUCAACACCCAGCUUUGUUUUCAACCAGAGCAAUUAAAUUCUCAAAGUUAGCCUACAUUACAUAUGAUGAUCUACAAGAUCUACUCAAAUAUAAUCAAGAAGAUAGAGAACACUUCUACUAGGUUAAACAUCAAAUAGAGUUUGGUGGAAGAGUCAAAAUGGGAGGAUGUGAAUUGUGUCAUCAGAAUCACGAUUUCAUCAAAUGUCCUUUCGUAUUCUAUACACCAAAUAGUUUAAGAUUAUUUAAAAAAAAUGAUCAUGAUGAAAAGUAACAUAGAGUGUAUAAAAUGCGGUCUAGAUUAGAAGAGAGACUUCAUAAUGUAAUGUAAAUUAAUUACUAUUUAAUAGAACUCCUUAGGAUAAUUAAGAAACUAAUAAUCUACAGUAUUUAACUACUGCGCAUAUUAAGGAUUAUUAAAUGAGAUUGGACCCAAUUCAGAAUUCAUUAUAUCAAACAAAUUCAAUUUCUAAUAGGAUUCUGCUUAUGAAGAUAUGGAACCUAGUUUGACUAAUUCUGAUAAUGAAUCAGAGUAUAAACCAAUUAAAUCUUAAAAUCAGUUACAAAUUCGAAGAGAUUCGAGAAGGAAAGUCUCAGAUAAUAAUAAAGAUUCUUAAUCUAUGAAAUCAAAAAAAAAACAGACUAGAAUUUCUAUUUAAAAAGUGGGUUAAUAAAAUAGAAACUCCGGCUAAAUUGAGAGAGAAUAUGUGCAAUAAGAAAGAAAAUAUAAAUCCAGUGCUAAAAGAGCCACCUUAAUCUUAAAUUAGAUGAAACUUGAAUAAAGUGAAAGGGCAGAUGAUGACCCUUUACAAACCCAGUUUUAAUAAACAAUUGCUCUUACAUUAUAGACCCAAUAAUAACAAGGAUAAAUAACACCCUAAGCCUAGCAUUCAGCACAACUUGUGAGAACAUUUGAUGUGGAUCAAGUACAAUUUAUUGAAAUGGAUAUUGCUAAAAUUAUGGCAUCUAAAGAAUGCGAUAUUGAUACACAAAAAUAAAUGGAAUUUUAUGACACUCGAUUUAAUUUGGAAAUAGUAGUUGGGAAAUUGAAAAAAGUAAAUAAAAAGUUACCAUUAAAACUAAAGAGAAAGAGAUUGAGAAAAUCAUUUGCAAGAUCUCAAUCAAUAAAGCAUAUUAGCUAAACCAAAUCUUGA